CAAUCUCAGCAAAGAUUUGGCAUUGAUUUGCGCGAUCCGCAUGAAGCGAACACAGUUCCCGGCCGGACAGAGCAUCAGUAGCAGCAGCUGCAGCGAGCAACGGACGAAAUUCUGUACGAUCGUACGAAAGUUCUAAUAUUCAUAUCGUUUCGCUGGAAAUACCGUACCGUACAGCAGUGCUGUGGAAAAAGUGUGCUAUGUUUGGUUUCUCAAAAAAUACCUCUAAUCAGGUGCUAUCAGCGUGCAUAGUGAACAUCAUCAAUUUAUCCCAUGGAGCUGCACUCGGUUGGGUUUCGCCUUUUUUGCCACUGUUGCAGUCAGAGGAUUCUCCGCUGCACACGGGACCUGUGACGACGGAACAAGGAUCAUGGAUAGGUUCCAUUCUGUGUCUGGGCGGUCUGUUCGGAGCAAUUAUCUACGGAUAUUUAUGCGAAAAGAUUGGCGUGAAAAAAAGCAUCUUCUGUCUCGUCAUUCCGAACAUGAGCUUCUGGAUUACGGUGUACUUUUCAACAUCCGUCUACCAUCUGUAUGUGGCAAGGAUUUUUGCCGGAAUGGCCGGUGGUGGAAUAAUUGUUACUUUUCCACUGUACGUGGCAGAUAUCUCCGAUAGCAAAAUACGCGGAGCCAUCGGAUCGCUUUUGGGUUUGUCAGGAAAUUUAGGAAUACUGCUGAUGUAUAUCGUCGGGGAUUUUCUUUCGUAUCGAACAGUACCAAUAGUCCUAUCGUGCAUUCCUGUAUUGUUCAUGAUUUCGAUGAGUUUCAUUCCGGAAACUCCUCAAUCUUUACUGAAGGCACAGAACAUUUCACAAGCGAAACAGUCUUUUAUGUUUUAUAAUGGAAUCAAAAGAGACGAAAAACAAAUGGCCGCCAGUCAACAGGAAUUCGAAAAAUUGAAAGCCUUCAUCCUCGACAGUAAAGAAAAUACUCAGAAAUUAGUCGUUUCAGAUUUCACAACGCCGACCGCCCGUAAAGCAAUCUUCAUCGGUAUUUUCCUCAUGUUCCUGAACCAGUUUUGCGGAGUCUUCGCUAUUCUAACGUACGCUGUGUCGGUAUUCAGUGAGUCAGGAUCUAUGAUAAGCCCAGGAGCUUCCGCCAUCAUCAUGGGGUCAAUACAAAUCGUUGGAAUACUGGCUUCCUUUGUCCUGGUUGAUUUGGCUGGACGAAAGCGGUUGCUGCUGGUGUCAACCUUUGGGACCGGAUUGGGGCUGUCCUGUUUGGGUGUGUAUUCGUGGUUGCGAACUCAGAACGCUGACAUCGAGGGGUUCGACUGGGUACCGAUCGUGAGUCUCUCGGGUACCGUGUUAUUGUUUUGUGUGGGCCUGUGCAACAUUCCUUUCUUCGUGCUACCGGAGAUUUUACCUGCUAAGAUUUGCAAUGCUGGAAACGUAAUCAGUAUGAUUUCUAUUACAAUAUUUGCAUUCAUCAGUUUAAAGAUUCUUCCGAUAUUGCUGGAAGUCAUUCAUCUCUAUGGAGCAGUUGCCAUAUUUGCCAGUACCUGUUUUCUAGGUGUCAUCAUAAUUGCCUUAUUCAUUCCUGAAACCAAAGGAAAAAAUCUGAUAGCUCCUGAAAGUGUAUGAUAUGUGAUACGUAACUCUAGCUGUAGAAUUUUUGGUCUAUUAACCUCAGUAUACGUAUUAAUAUUUUCUCGAAUAAAAAUGUGUUAUUCUGUUUCAACGAUAACUAUCAAAUUGA
Molecule: messenger RNA, 1692 nt
Organism: Malaya genurostris
Lineage: Eukaryota; Metazoa; Arthropoda; Insecta; Diptera; Culicidae
Product: facilitated trehalose transporter Tret1-like
Exons: 7
Coding region: 198-1577 (459 amino acids)
Biological process (GO): carbohydrate transport; transmembrane transport
Cellular component (GO): membrane
Molecular function (GO): sugar transmembrane transporter activity
Source: RefSeq, a predicted model, not a curated record